Messenger RNA from Syzygium oleosum, 3069 nucleotides. RefSeq names its product disease resistance protein Roq1-like. Gene Ontology annotation, biological process: defense response. The transcript has 2 exons. NCBI's taxonomy places the organism in Eukaryota, Viridiplantae, Streptophyta, Magnoliopsida, Myrtales, Myrtaceae. Gene Ontology annotation, molecular function: ADP binding; ATP hydrolysis activity. Bases 1281 to 2594 code for a protein of 437 amino acids. The record is from RefSeq and is a predicted model, not a curated record.
ACUUCAACAUUUUGUAUAAUUUUUACAACACUUCGCUUCAUGAGGGGCAUAUUUCCAAUCAUUCUCCUUUUGAUGCAUAUAUUUGUUUGUAAAUCAACCUCUCCGGUCACUCAUUUUGCAUAGUAGGAAGAUAUCUCCCUCAUUUCAUCUAGAAUUUUGCUCUAUAAGAAUUGGUACUAACUCUUGGUACUGUUUUUCAGGGUCAUCGUGGAGUCCAAGACGGGGACCCUCAUCCAAUUAGAAAGCGGGGAGGACGAGUGGGUUUUCUGAAAGUUAUAUUUUACAUAAGGGAAAAAGCCAUAAAAACCUUCAAAUUAUACAUAUUGUGAUACAUUUAUCUUGAACUUUUUUUUGACAUCAAAACCCCAAGUUAUACCCAAAACUUUGUCUUAUGAUAUAAAAGACCACAAACUUGUACCUAUGUUACACAUUUACCCUCCGUAAAUGUUCCGUUAAAUGAUUGUUUAGACAAAACAACGUCGUUUUUAUUUCAUUUAAGCCACAUGGGCGCCAUGCCAACUUUGUUAGCUUUCUUGCGUCCAUAUAGGCAGAUUUUUAAUGAUGUUUAUUGACGGAACCUUGACGGAAUGUAAAUGUGUCACAUAGAUACAAGUUUGAGAUUUUUAGUGUCACAGAAAAACGUUUAGGGUAAAUGUAUCACAGUGAGCAUAGUUUGGGGUUUUUGGUGGAUUUGGCCCUUUAGAUAAAUUAGCGUCAUUAUGUUGUUUAAGUAAAAACUAGGAUAUUUUUAUGCAUAGUCGUGGUACUCCUUUAAUAAAACUAGGGAUCUCAAUAAAUACAGCUGUUUGUGGGUUCGAACAAUAGAAUAGGUUGUCAUUCUACUAAUUUAUAUUAGGUCAUUAUUCUACUCAAUUAAAAUCUAGGAAAUAUCGUAUUGUCUCAAUACUGUUAUUUUGCCUGUUUUAAUAUCUGUAUAGAAAUAACCCCGCAAAUAUAUGCCUAUCCCUAAGUCGUAAUAUCUAGAAAAUCAAAGUAGGCGAACCAGCAUUUAACACCCGAUGGCCAAUGAAUCAUGAACCGAAGCCCAUCCAUGUCAUAUGCAGUUUCAGGAUGAAGUUUAAACUGAGAACUGGAAAGUUUUGGAAACGAAAUAAGUUGUGAAUUGAGUUUCGAUUUCUUCUCUCUUUUCUGUCAGAACUGAAGCAAGGCUCGUGAAGUUCAUUGUAAAGGAGAUCUCGAUACGGCUAACUCGGAUAUCCUGUCAUGUUGCUGAGUAUCCAGUUGGCUUGGUUUCACGAGUGAACCACCUGAUAUCAAAAAUGAGGAUGAGGUCUCCGCACGAAGUUCAGGACGAAGGUCUCACGAUUGGAUUAUGGGCCAUGGGAGGUAUGGGGAAGACAACUUUGGCUUUAGCCCUUUUUAACUCUAUUUUCGAAAAGUUUGAUGGUUCCGCUUUUCUCGAUGGAAUUUCGAGUGAUUCCAAAAUCUUGGAAAGUUUGCAAGAAAAGUUGCUAUCUACAUUAACGAGUGAAGAAAUAAGAGUGACCAAUUGCCGUCAAGGAAUUAAUUUAAUAAAGGAGAGACUUUGUCACAAAAGAGUUCUCCUUAUUCUUGACGGUGUGGAUCACAUAUGUCAAAUAGAAGCGUUAGCUGGAGAGCACAAUUGGUUUGGUUAUGGAAGUAGGAUCGUUGUUACAACAAGAGAUAAGAAUGUGCUCGACAAGAUUAAAGCUAUCAUCCAUGAAGUUAAGGCUCUAGAGGCUGCUGAGGCUCGUGAACUUUUUGAGAAGUACGCUUCGGGAAACGGAAACAAAGAAAUAACGGUAGAUCUUGUAGAUGAAGCUCUGCAUUAUACUCAACGCCAUCCUUUAGCCCUGAAGGCAUUGGGUUCUACCUUCUUUGCUAAGGAUGCAUCUAUAUGGAAAAGAGAACUGGAUCAAUUCGCCGGAAGCUCUCACCCAACCAUCCAUACUGCGCUUGAACAAAGCUUACAUGGAUUGGAUGAUAUUACUAAGGACAUUUUUCUAGACAUUGCUUGCUUCUUCGAUGGAUGGAAUAGAAAAUACGUUGAAGGUCUUCUUCGCAGUUGUUAUGCUGACAAUUGUUAUGGUGAAAGUCGUUACGAUGACAGCUGUUAUGAUGUCCCAGAUAGUAAAGUUGAUGGUAUAGUAAAUGAUCUCAUGGAAAAAUCCUUGAUAAGGGAUGAGAAUGGGACCAUACAAGUGCAUCGCUUGAUUAAGUUGAUGGGGCAGAAAAUUGCUGACGGAAAGCAUCGUCAUAAUCUCGCGAAACGUAGCAGAUUAUGGCGCUGUGAAGAAGUCGUCAAGGUAUUAUCAAGAGACGAGGGGCAAUAUGACGUAGAAGCCAUAGUGUUGGCCCCAAAAAAGCCGGUAGAGAUAGAAAAAAUUGGUUCUAAUCCGUUUGCAAAGUUGACAAAUUUGAGAUAUCUCAUAAUGAUUAACGUCACGCUCAAGACUAGUUUUCCACGUUCUAUUGUUCUCCCUCAUCAGCUAAGAUGGUUUGAAUGGCCAGAGUGUCCUGCCUCCUGUCUAAAAUUUUCCCCUACUCCAUUGAACCCGGCAGUACUUGCCGUACGCAAAAGCCUCUUAGUGAAAAACCGGGGGGAAGCAUGAUUUAAGGUUCGAAUGGUUUUUGGCAGCAUUCCAAGGCACUUGGAUUAGAAAAAUGAACCCCAAUUCCUAAGGCUAUUUGUCAUGAUUUUGUCCGGGAGAAGAGAAGAUGAAGUUGAGUUUUUGUUGUUUCUUCAACAAUUUCAGUCGCGCAGGCUUUUCAUGGAGCCGAAUUUGGAGCAAUGCUAGCCCUUUUAUUUUUUAUUUUUUUGGUCAGAAAUGCUAGCCCUUUUAGAGCAGUAACUUUUACAGCACAUAGGGAGCAUUUGAAGUGAGCCAGAGAGAUUCUCUAGAGAAAAGAGAACAGGCUUCGUUUGGGCAAGAGAGGGAGAUAAAAUAGAGUGCGUUCACUAGAGAAAUUUGUAUGCGGUGAGAGCGAAUGAUUUGUAAUAGGUCAGUGAGGUCUUACUUUAUCGCAAAUGGGGUGUACAAGUGUUGUACGAGACACUAUUUUACUCGAGUGUUAUACCAUUUGUAA